Molecule: messenger RNA, 1578 nt
Organism: Fomitiporia mediterranea MF3/22
Lineage: Eukaryota; Fungi; Basidiomycota; Agaricomycetes; Hymenochaetales; Hymenochaetaceae
Exons: 4
Coding region: 1-1578 (525 amino acids)
Source: RefSeq, a predicted model, not a curated record
AUGGAACAAGGACAUUCUUCGACAUCCUCUUUUUAUUAUCCACAGACUCCCUUUUGUGGUUCAUUCAGCCAAAGCGGACAUUCGUCCACAGACGAUUAUUCUCUAGUGGUACCAUCGGAAGACCGGGAGACAACUAACGGACCUAAUUUCGACAACAAAAAUAACUGUACAAACGGCUACGAACAAGAAGAUGAAGUGGAUCUUAGCCAAUGGUGUACUGUUUUCGACCCCCCAAAGACACAGGAAAAUUCAAAUGAUAUCCAGAACAUUGGAAAAGAAUCAUUUGCUCUCCAGGCGCUGACCUCCGAAAUCACGACAGAGAGUAACUCAGUUGCUCCCGAUUUCUAUCCUGGUCAUUCACGGAAUCACUACCGGCUCGACGACUCGCUGCAUGACAGCCACCUUUGGAGCACAGGCGAAAGUCGAUUCUCGAUCCCCUUGGAAGCACCACUAGAUCAUCCGAUAAUAAAUGAAGAUUACGCAAGUCCACUCAGCGAGCCUUCGAGAUAUUCCCUUCCACCGUUGUCUCGUGGAAUCACGCGCUCACCUUCCUUACUCGCAACCCCUUCACUCACAACUCCGAUUGAGCUCUCCGAACCUUUCCACGGAACGGUCGUUGAUCGCAAGUCUCUCACUCCCGUUUCGCAGGCGAUUGGACAAGAUUGCUUUCGUUCAGAACUGCAGCUCAAUCCCGAGGCAGUGCGUCCCGCCCACACUCCGAGUUCCAAUCUGGUCUCAGGUAGCCCGACUGAAAAGACUCAGCCGCUUGUUCCAUCACAUUCAGAUAUCAGUGGUUCACACUCUACUGCACCAUUGCAGGCUGAAUUCACCUUCCGGGUCUCGUCCGGGCCUGCUGGCGAAGUACCGCACCCUGGGGACACGCAAAGUGAACACGUUCCUGAAGCCGAUGCCAGCGUGAUUGAGCCGGUCCGCUUGAGCAAUGACCAAGAGGCGCCUGUUUCUACGAUGAAAAGGCCAGCUAAGAAUGACACUAAAAAGAAAUCGUCUCGGCAGAACAAAAGCGUUGUCAAAGCGCUUAUCACGGCCGAUGGCCUCUCGGCGAGCUCACUACCCAGGGAUCGUGUACGGAAGGCCAUGGGCCUCCGGAAAGCGUUUACUGAAUACGCGUGUGUUUUCCCCGAUUGUGGGAAGAAAGUAGGCGAAGCGGUCGUCGCAAAGCACGUCGAAGGACACCUCAAAAAGCUUGACCUGGCAUCCGGGGCGACCUGUCCUGUCGUCGGAUGUAAACGCACCCAGAAAGAUCUGCCAGCACGGAAACGGCACGUUCUGCAGGCCCAUCUUCAUGCAGGCGAGCAAUACUGUGAAGCUUGUUCGGGCAGUUUCAGCAGGGUCUCUUGGGAUCAAGUGAUCCGGCACCUCGAGACCAAGCCGAUAAAGCACGCAGCAGUCUGGAAGGAGCUCGGUCUGCAGUGGAAAGUUGUUGGUGAUAUCGGUGCUGAUAAGGAGAACCAUACAAAAGAGGAUACCGUGAAGGUCGAGGCCUCGUCCGACAAUGGCGGCGUCGAAUACGAAUUUAUCGAAGGUUCGAGCACGGGAAAGAAGCGACGACGUCUAUAA